Molecule: messenger RNA, 5608 nt
Organism: Calliphora vicina (urban bluebottle blowfly)
Lineage: Eukaryota; Metazoa; Arthropoda; Insecta; Diptera; Calliphoridae
Gene: BtbVII
Product: BTB-protein-VII
Exons: 5
Coding region: 1080-3377 (765 amino acids)
Biological process (GO): regulation of transcription by RNA polymerase II
Cellular component (GO): nucleus
Molecular function (GO): protein binding; DNA binding
Source: RefSeq, a predicted model, not a curated record
UCAAAUGAAAUAGAAAUGCAAAAUCGCAAAGAAAGUGUUAAUGUAAAAAAAUAACUCCUUUUUGUGCAACUACGUGUUUUUCUCUAUUUUGGCGUUUAUUCCUUUCCAAUAUUUACGUGAUGAAAUGACAAAAAAGGAGUAAACUAAAAGAAAAUUAUCAGUGUUUCUUGAGCUCUUAUCGUUUUAAACAAAAAAAAAAAUAAUAUUCAUUACGGUAUUUUUUUGGUUUUAUCUUUUUUUAGAAAAGUUUUCUUUAACGAAGUGAAAUUAAUCGAAAUUCAUAUUAAAAACAAAUCUGAUAAUAAUAUUAAUUAUUGCUAUAAGUUUUAAUUUAAUCAAAUUAUCACACUCGGAAAUAAAGAACUUUUAGACGAAAACAAUAACAAAAAAAAAAGUACACAAACACCGCAGCUCUUUCUGUAAAGCGCUGGCUAUGAGAAUUGUAUGUUUGUGUGAGCGAUAGUGUUAAAAGACGAUGAAUAUGGUGGCUGGCGAUGGUUUACGACAGUGUAUGAAUUAUUUUUAUUCAUUUGUUUUUGCUGGUUUUUAUUGGUGAACAACGGGAAGCAACAACACAAAAAAAACUAAAGAAGAACACAAAAUAUAUAAAGAAAAACAGAAUUAAACCGACGUCAGACAAUACGUCAAAAUACACACACACACAAAUAUUCUGAUUUUGUAUGUGUUUUAUAUUGUUUUAAAUAAAAAAAUAUAAUUUUUUUUUGCUACUAAAGUUUUUUUUUCUAAUCUUUAUCAAAGAAUAUAUUUUAGAAAAUUAAGUAAUUGAUAAUAACUACUGAAAUAAAAGAAGAUAAUAUUGAAGAAAAUAAUUGAACAAAAAAAAAAUUGUGUUGGAAAACCAAAAUUUUAUUGGCUGCUUCUGCAGCGCCUAAAGAGUGAAUUUUUAUUUAACAAAAAAAAGUUGCGUCAUCAUUACUUUUAAUACACACAUUGCGUUUCGGAUGUAGUGUAGAUUCUUAAAAAUAAGGAAGCCUUUUUUUAUACGAUUAUAUACGUUCCUGACUUACUACUACUACUCCUAUUAUUGUUGUUCCUUGUAAUACAUUCUCGCUUUCAAAAUGUCAGUGCAACAAUUUUGUUUACGCUGGAAUAAUCAUCAGCCAAAUUUCAUUUCGGUCUGCUCGUCUCUACUACACAAUGGUACAUUGGUUGAUGUUACACUGGCUGCUGAAGGCAGGCAAUUGCAAGCUCACAAAAUUGUUUUAUCAGCAUGCAGUUCAUAUUUUCAGACCCUCUUUACCACCAAUCCCUGUCAACAUCCGAUCGUUAUAUUAAAAGACGUGCAAUAUGAUGAUCUUAAAACAAUGGUCGAUUUUAUGUAUUAUGGAGAGGUGAAUGUGUCGCAAGAGCAACUGCCGCACAUACUGAAGACGGCAGAAAUGCUUAAAAUAAAAGGUCUCGCCGAAAUGCCCACCGAUCCUGCCAAUUUAACCAAAUCUGAUAGUAAAUCAUCAAAUGAUGCUACAGAGUUGGUGGGUAGCGGUGGCAAUAAUGGACAGUUAGGUGGUGGCGGCGGUGGUGGUAACAGUGGAGGCGGCAGCAGUGCAGGCGGUGGUAAUAACAGUAGUGGUGGUUUGGGCAGUAGUAGUGGCGGUGGCAGUGUCAGCGAUUCAAUAUGGGGUAGUACCGAAUCACAAUUUCAACAGCAGCAACAACAACAGCAACAACAACAUCAACAGCAUCAUCAACAGUUACAACAACAGCAGCAGCAACAACAGCAACACCAUCAUCAACAACAACAGCAGCAGCAACAGUUACACACCCAACUGCAAAAUAGUCAAACACAAACCUCACAACAACAGCAACAACAACAGCAGCAGCAACAACAACAUCAUCAGCAACAGCUACGACGUACACCGUCUCCAUUAGGCGCUGGCGCCUCACCAGCUACCAGACGAAAACGUUUAAGAAAAUCCUCAAAUAAUGGAUCCGGUGAACGUACUAAUUCCGAAGACCAUAACACUUCUUUGGAUGCAGCCACAGCAGGUGGCCUAACCUUGUCCCAAAUGAGUCAAAUGUCAUUUGGUGGUGCAGCUAUAAAUAGUGCUCUCGGUGGUUUAGCCGCACACUCCUUGCACACAGCUAAAUUACUUAAAGAAGCCUCUAAUAAUGAUUUGGAAACAAAUCCCCAAGAUUCAGAUAGUUUAGAUGAUACCCAUGGACAUGUACAUAUGCAAAUUAAACCCGAAGUUGAUAUGAGCGGAGUGCCACAGUCUAUGCCAUUGGAUAUAUCGGGUGCCACAACGCCCUCUGAACAUGAUGCUCCAAAUUCACAAUCCGCACAUUCAGGUUUACAAUGGACGGUUGUUGAACCAAAUUAUUCACGCUUUUCGCUGUCAUCCUGUCCCACCAAUUUAAUUGGCAAUAACAACAAUCAAAAUACAAAUACCAACAAUAACAACAGUUCGAGUAGUGAUCAACAGCAACAACAUCAGCAGCACCGUCAACAGCAAGAAGCCGUUGCUAGUCAACAGCAUCAACAACAGCAACAGCAGCAGCAACAACAACACUUGCAGCAACUACAACAAUAUCAGCAUCAACAAAACGCUGCUUAUUCGCCACAAAUCAUAACGGUCAGUGGCUAUACGAAUGCAGCAGCCGCUGCUGUUGCGGCGGCUCAAAACCUGUCACCGCCCUCGCCCAACGACGGCAAUAUGGUGCAAUCAGUAUACAGCCAAGGACCAACGCCCACCCAAUCACCGGUGGGAAAUACCCCGGGCUCUGUAGGUGGUAACAACAUGGCCGGCGGCAACUCAGCCAACAAUGCCAUCAUAAAACGUAAGCGUUCGGUUAAUCCACAAGGUGAUGAAAAUUUUAUACGGGCCCUGGAGGCAGUGCGUUCGGGAGGUAUAGGUUUCUGUAAAGCAGCACGACUGUAUGGCGUUAAUAACCGCACUUUAUGGCUAGAGUACAAGAAGCGCGGUUAUCCUGUGUCCAGGCCGAGUAUAAAAUCACGUGUGGUCAAACAAGAACCGAAUCUCUCACCCUCCCCCACACCACCCGGCAAUACCACAGACGAUACCAAUGAGAACUACGAUCAUAUGGCAGCAGCAGUCGCUGCUGCACAAACGGCCGCCCUAAACAUGCAAAUACCACCGACUUCCGAAACACCCACACCAUCACUAAUGUGUACACCCCAUCAUGCUGGCACAGCCGCUGGUGCUACCACACAUCCCACAAUGGGUGUAAUGAGUUUCUUGGAUACCCGCCAUAUGGACUUCCCAGCCAGUCUGCAUUCAAUGUCGCGUCAACGUUACAUUGAUGCCGGAGCUGGCAGUGGAGCCGGUGCGGGCACCAUCAAUGUAAAUCCGGCAACGGCAAUGAAUCUACAGAGUAUUAAUUUUAACUCGAUAUAGAAUUCAAUGUCUACAUCUUCUGCACAUUCUGCGACGGUGGUGGCUACAGAAACUAUACCAACAACAACCAUUAUACCCAUGCAUUUGCAACAUCAUCAUCAUAAUCCCAGUCACAGUCAUCAGCCACAACCACACCAACAACAACAGCAACAUCAUCCUCAUCAUGUGCAUCAACAUCCGCCACCGCUAAUACAACCCUCACCAACCCAGCCAUCCCAUACAGCAAACACAUCAUCAUCAAUUGUUACGAGCAGUGCUGCAGCGGCUGCCACAGCACUGCUCCAACAAACAACUCUAUCGUGUGAUACUCAAACGCCAACUGCCGCAACCCAUAAUCUUGUUGCUGCACCCCAACCUCAGGCUACUACAAUAUAUGUACAAAACUAUGCCACAGCCACACCGAUAAUAGUACAUCCAACGGAUAAUACCACCACUACAUAUAUGGCCAAACUAACAGCUUUACCACCGUCGUAGAUUUUCUAUGAAAAUUGUUUCGAUUAAUAUGUAUAAUAUUCUUUAAAGCAGAGUUUUACUUGAGAGAAAUCAUCCUCCUCCUCCUCCCACUUUUUAUAAUGGAAUUUCUUUGGAAACUUUUUAUUUCAAUAUAUUAUUGUAUUAUAAUUGAGCAACAUAUUUCUUAAGUUUUCAUAACUAUAUGUAUAUGAAAAGUAUAAGAAAUGAACUAAAAGUAUGCUUCUAUUUGUCUAGCAUACUAGCUUAUUCUUUUUUUUAUAAGGAAAAUAUGAAUGAGAUGGCGAAAUUUGGAGGAAUGUAUAUAGUAUAUGUUUGUUACUUAGGAGCAUUUACUUCUAAUUGAACUUAUGCAUGUUAAAUAUUAACUUUGGCAGAGUUACAAUUGGAAUGACCCAUCCCAAAACGGACAGCAGCUGUCUGAUUUUUAAUUUCAGAUUUUAAAGAAAUUUACCACAGUUGUUAUGUAUUGCAAGAGUUUAUCAAAUCAUAGACUUUUUGACUCGACAGCCUUUAGCCAAAAAUAUAAUAUCGAAAAUUGUAUGGUUCAAGAGUUAUUUUUGAAGACGUCAUAUUUUUGGACGUCAUAUUUUGCAAUACAUAAUAACUGAGUAAAUUUUGUUAAAAUCAGAGAUGACAAAAAAUGCUGUUUUUUGUCCGCUUUGGGAUGGAUGCUCCCAAUUGUACAAAUUACUAUUCAAUUUUUAAAGUAACUUAAGUGAAAAUUUCAACCUUAACGGUAGAUGAAAGUCGACUAUCGUGUAAAUGGAGCUUAAUCUAGCAAAGUAAAUGCUUCGAACAUGUUUCUAUAGAAUAUGCUUAAUCAAUUGCAACAGUAUACAAUAUGUAAAUCUGUGUGCGAACUAACGAAUGGCUGGCUAAUUUUUUUGUGUAAAUUUCCAUAAGUGAAAGUUAGCCAGCCAAUCGCACACAAUUUAUCAUUUUGAAUACAGCUGUUACAAGACCAAGUGAAAAUGUAGAGAAUAAACUGAUUUAAGGGUUUAAAAUUUAAGCAAUAAAGAACUUUCCAACUUUCGAUUCUCUUAUUCAAGUAAAACAUUUUUAAUUUUCUCUUUAAAUACAGGGACUUUUUAAUUGAAACAUAAUACAAUAUUUUUUAUUAAAAACAACCCCCCAAACUACGCAUUUGUUGCAAAUAAACUACACAAACAUAAUAUUAUCUUCCUUUGGAACAUAAGUUUUAACAUUAAAAUACCUUUUUUAAACCAAGAAAUUAAUAUAAACCCCCCAACAUUUUUUUAAAAUCAAAACCCAUGUAUAUCUAAAAAAAAAACUACUUUUGGUUUAUAUAUUUUCUCACUGAAAAUCAACUGGGAAAUUGUUUGUUUUAAUUUCAUUUAUUUAAAAACCUAAAAAAACAGCUAUUUGAGUUCGAAGUUUAAUUAAAUUAAUUUAAAUUUAUUUUCUAAUUUUUUAACUUUUGGAUAAUUUUCUUAUUACAUAUUUCAUAAUGCUAAUCGUAUAAUUGUGUAUACUAAUCUAGUUUUAAAAAAACAUUUAAAAGAUACGGCCAUUUAAAGAAGUUUAUAUAUAUAUUUUUUAUUUAACUCAACUUUAAAAAAAAAAGAUAUUUGAAGCUUUUUUUACAUUUGUAACAACCAACACGUCAUUAAUAUUUUUAUUUUUAUCAUUUUGAUUUUAAAUUUUAGUUUUAAACUAUAUUUUUUUUUUUGUUUAUAAGGAAAAUAAGAAUUGUAAAUUAUAAGUGAAAGAUAUAAAUAAAACAUGUUUUAAUAAUA